GAUACCACGAUAGUCACGAUACCCAAUCCUCAUUCUCCAAAUAUUUCACUGAGCCGGUGAGGUGAACGAUUCUUCUGUAAUCUUCGUGUUGUGCCGUUUCAAGACCUUAAGAAAAAGGGUAGUUUUAUAAAUAAUUAUAUACUAAUUUUACGUAACGAAUAAGACCGGUCACAUCUACCAUAUUUAGGAAAUGUCUCCUCCACCAUUCUCUGAUUUGGGAAAACGGGCUAAAGAUGUAUUUGGAAAGGGUUAUCACUUUGGUCUUAUUAAAUUGGAUUGUAAAACCAAAACUGCAACUGGCGUAGAAUUCAAUACUGGCGGCACUUCAAAUCAAGAAACAGGAAAAAUAUUCGGUUCCCUAGAAACAAAAUACAAAGUUAAAGAUUAUGGUGUCACAUUCACAGAAAAAUGGACCACCGACAAUACCCUAGGAACAGAGCUUUCUGUACAAGACCAAGUUAUACAGGGACUUAAACUCUCUGGAAACCUUGAUUUCUCACCUCAGACAGGAAACAAAUCGGGAGCUGUAAAGACAGCUUUUCAGAAUGAUAUUGUAGCAGUUAACACUAACGUAAACCUGGAUUCAAACGGGCCUGUAGUUCAGGCUUCCGCUGUCCUAGGAUACCAAGGUUGGUUGGCUGGAUACCAAGGUGCGUUCGAUACACAGAAGAAUAAAUUGACGAAAAAUAACGUCGCUUUGGGAUUCUCCACCACAGAUUUUGUACUGCACACCAGCGUUGAUGACGGCCAAGAAUUUGGCGGUUCCAUCUAUCAGAGGAUCAAUCCCAAACUUGAAACAGCUAUUCAGCUGGCCUGGUCCUCUGGAAGCAACAACACUAAGUUUGGCCUCGGUACCAAGUUUGAUCUAGACUCAGAUGCUGCUAUUCGAGCUAAAAUUGAUAACUCCUUAUUGGUUGGUUUAGGAUACCAACAGCGUUUACGUGAUGGUGUAACUUUAACUUUGUCACUUCUAGUUGACGGUGCAAACUUUAACAACGGAGGGCACAAGAUUGGCUUAGCCCUCGAUAUGGAGGCUUAACUUAAAUAUCUCCCGAUUCCCACUGUAUUAGCGCCACCAUAUAUUUAAGCCUGUUGUAUCGUAGAAAUAUUAUUUUAAAGGACUUUUAGUAUUAAAAUCUACUUAUUGUUCUGUCAUACUAAAUCAGAAAUUUUGGUUUUUACAAACUGUAUAUAAUAAAUGUAGCUCACUCCCAAGAAAUAAUUUUAAUUUCCUUAAAUUUGGGAGAAGACUGUUUUGGCAAAUUCAUUAUAUGUUUGCAAAACUAAAUAAAAAAGAGAGAUCACUACAUUCAAACACUGAUUUAAGUAAACAUGAUAUCCACUCUUUUAAAAUUUAAACCAACAGACGACUUUAAAUAUAUGAUUUACAAUUUA
This is a messenger RNA of Anoplophora glabripennis (Asian longhorned beetle), 1395 nucleotides long. Its product is annotated as voltage-dependent anion-selective channel. The record is from RefSeq and is a predicted model, not a curated record. Gene Ontology annotation, biological process: monoatomic anion transmembrane transport. The coding region runs from base 191 to 1039 and encodes 282 amino acids. Gene Ontology annotation, molecular function: voltage-gated monoatomic anion channel activity. Lineage: Eukaryota; Metazoa; Arthropoda; Insecta; Coleoptera; Cerambycidae. Gene Ontology annotation, cellular component: mitochondrial outer membrane. The transcript is spliced from 5 exons.